Molecule: messenger RNA, 2121 nt
Organism: Spodoptera littoralis (African cotton leafworm)
Lineage: Eukaryota; Metazoa; Arthropoda; Insecta; Lepidoptera; Noctuidae
Source: the annotation of a GenBank genome assembly
AUGAUUAUAAGGAUACGAUGGCUCUUACAAUGGAUCGCGACUCUUUCCUGUUUGAUGAUGACUUCAGGUAGCCCAAUAUUUUUACAACAGCAAGGAAGAAAUUAUCGACCAGUUAUAAAAUGGAUGCCACCUAACGAUGACUGGAAUUGGACACUGACACCACGCAACGAGGAACCAUUCUUCCUUCCUUCUAAUUAUAAUCACACUUUACCGCCAUCUGCUAAUGAGACUGAACUUUUAGCCCACAUGACAGCGUUAAAAAGAAAUUAUUCUCGUCUCCUCUGGGACAGCGAUAAGAGCAGCAACCUUCCCGUUUUUGUGGAAAAGGCUCUUAAACUUCUCAAUCUAAAACAAGUUUAUUACGAAGUAGAGCACUCCGUUAUGUCUAAGGUGUCAUGCACAGCGUGCAAAGCAGGCGCGGGAUUACUACAGCAUUACAUAAGACUCGGUAAAAGCAAAGAUGAGAUUAACAAGAUGAUCUAUCAAUUCUGUGUUUCACUAAAGAUUCAAUCAGCUCGCGUGUGCGAAGGCAUCACGAGAUUGUUCGGGAGUGAAGUAGUUUACGUAUUAAAGCGUAUUACGAUAGGACCAGACGAGAUUUGCAGCUUUGUUAUUGGAGAUGCGUGUGGCGACGUUUAUAAUCCGUACCACGAGUGGGAAGUAGCAUUUCCACCUGUGCCGAAACCUGCGAUACGAUCACUAGAAGCUCCUGUCGAAAAAGCUCCGACUUUCAAAGUUCUGCAGAUUUCUGAUACUCAUUUUGAUCCGUAUUACGCUGAAGGUGCUAAUGCCGAGUGCAACGAGCCCCUAUGCUGUCGUGCAUCAAGCGGUCCAGCACUGACUCCAGGCGGAGGUGCCGGUCGCUGGGGAGACUACCGCAAGUGUGACACACCAAAACGAACCAUCGACCACAUGUUGAAACACAUAGCUGACACUCACACUGAUAUCGACUACAUUUUAUGGACUGGAGAUCUACCGCCUCACGAUGUAUGGAACCAAACCAAAGAAGAAAAUUUGAAAGUUCUCCAAGAAACUGUUGCACAAAUGUCGGAUAUGUUCCCCGGUGUGCCCAUAUUCCCGGCCCUUGGAAACCAUGAGUCAUCUCCUGUGAACAGUUUCCCGCCACCGUACAUAGCUUCUUCGGAACUGAAUAUCGCGUGGUUGUAUGAUGAGCUGGACGCACAAUGGCGUCGCUGGUUGCCUGCCGGAGUCUCCCACACUGUGCGCCGUGGUGCCUUCUACUCGGUGCUUGUACGACCAGGCUUCCGUAUCAUAUCGCUUAAUAUGAACUACUGCAAUAAUAAAAACUGGUGGCUGUUAAUGAACAGCACAGAUCCAGCGACCGAACUUCAGUGGUUGAUCUAUGAACUGCAAUCUGCAGAGUUCAGUGGUGAAAAGGUCCACAUUAUUGGGCACAUACCACCAGGCCACUCCGACUGUUUGAAAGUAUGGAGCCGUAAUUACUAUGCCAUUGUAAACCGAUACGAAUCAACGAUAACGGCCCAAUUUUUCGGACAUACACAUUUCGAUGAAUUUGAAGUUUUUUAUGAUCCGAAUGACCUUGGUAGAGCCACAAGUAUUGCGUACGUUGGACCCUCUGUUACACCGUACUACGACUUGAAUUUAGGUUAUCGAAUAUAUUAUGUAGAUGGUGACCAUGAAGCUACGACUCGGCAAGUGGUCGAUCAUGAGACUUGGAUUAUGAACUUGAAGGAGGCUAAUCUAUUCGGCUACCCGAUCUGGUACAAGCUGUACUCAGCUCGAUCUGCAUACAUGAUGCCAGCGCUGAGGCCUCAGGACUGGGACAAGUUCAUUGACGAAAUGACUACCAAAGAAGAUGUUUUUAACUUAUAUUACAAGCAUUAUUGGAAGAACAGUCCCCGUCGUGGUACAUGCGACGGUGAAUGUCGCAAGCGCCUGGUGUGCGACGCGCGGUCGGGUCGGUCGCACGACCGCCGCGCACUGUGCGGUCUGAUAGAAGCCCGCAUCGACGGUGCUGCCCCCACACCGCAGACCUGGCGCGCUUGGCUCUACAAUGGCCUGUCUGUCUCAAUGUCUAUGAUAAUGCAAAUACCUCAAGUGGCGUAUCAAAUACCAAAGUUCGUGAUGGGGCUCGGCUGA